Messenger RNA from Trematomus bernacchii (emerald rockcod), 1565 nucleotides. Its product is annotated as zinc-binding protein A33-like. The record is from RefSeq and is a predicted model, not a curated record. The coding region runs from base 343 to 1215 and encodes 290 amino acids. Gene Ontology annotation, molecular function: protein binding. NCBI's taxonomy places the organism in Eukaryota, Metazoa, Chordata, Actinopteri, Perciformes, Nototheniidae. The transcript is spliced from 3 exons.
UGAACAAAGAGACAUGCCAGGAAACAGUUUGUUAUUCUUCAUCACUACGGAGAGACGAACGGACUGAAAACCAGACGAUCAGAUUCACCUUCAGACCAAACUAACAACUUCCUCUGAGUUCAGCUACAGGAGAGAAAAGAGGAAACUACAACACUGCUGCUUCAACCUGAGGACCCUCCACCCCCUGAAGAGAGACGGACUGAAAACCAGACGAUCAGAUUCACCUUCAGACCAAACUAACAACUUCCUCUGAGUUCAGCUACAGGAGAGAAAAGAGGAAACUCCAACACUGCUGCUUCAACCUGAGGACCCUCCACCCCUGAAGCUUCACUCAGAGACAACAUGGCUUCCAGAUCCAACAAUGAAGCGGCAAAACACCUGGAGGAGCUUCAGGUGUUGUAUCUAACAGCAGGACACCUGACGGUCCAGGCCCGACACACAGAGACGCAGAUUAAGAAGCAGUUUAAGAAGCUUCACCAGUUUCUAAAAGACGAAGAGGAGGCCAGGAUGGCUGCACUGAGGAAGGAAGAGGAGCAGAAGAGGAAGAUGAUAGAGGAGAAGAUGAAGGCUGUGGGCAGAGAGAUAGCAGCUCCACAGCUGCCCUCAGGAGCUCUGAUAGACCAGGCCAAACACCUGGGCAACCUCAGCUUCAACAUCUGGAGCAAGAUGAAGGACAUGGUGUCCUACUCUCCUCUCAUCCUGGACCCAAACACUGCUGGUUCUGACCUCAUCUUGUCUGAAGAUCUGACCAGCGUGAAGCGAGGAGAGGAACAGGAACUUCCUGAUAAUCCAGAGAGGCUUGAUUAUGUCUUCUCUGUCCUGGGAUCUGAGGGCUUUAACUCAGGGACUCACAGCUGGGAGGUCCAGGUUGGAGACAGUACAGAAUGGAAACUGGGUGUGUCAGUAGAGUCUGUCCAGAGGAAGGGAAUCAUAGGGUCUGGAGUAUGGAGAAUAGAUUAUCAUCAAGGUAACUACUCAGCAGGGUCACCAUCAGGUCCAGACACUCCUCUCAGCCUGAAGAAGAAGCUCCAGAGGGUCAGAGUGAAUCUGGACUGGGACAGAGGAAAGCUGUCGUUCUUUGGUCCUGACCCUGACACACACAUACACACCUUCACACACACUUUCACUGAGAAGAUGUUUCCAUACAUUUCCACUGAGGAUGGAGUGAAGAUAUUACCAGGGAAGGUGUGUGUGAAAGUGGAUCAGAGCAGUUAGAUCAACAGGAGGAUUAUAUCUCUGAUGGAGUUCAACUGAAUUUAAAAUCUGAAGCUGCAACCUUUAUUAAACUGAACUACAUGCAGUUAGCUUAGUUUCUUCUCCUUAACACGUGGGACCAACCAAAGCUUGUAAGAAUCAUGUUUCUCCAUAACUCUCAUUAACAUGGAGUUUGAUUUAGAGCCAAUGAGAGGAAGAGCUUUCUUCACAUGAUGAAUGAUUUCAGAUCUUUAUGUCGGGUUAGUUUAACCUUUUCUGUUUCAUUGAUUCUGUGUCAUUUUAAAUUGUUGUUCAUUUCUGAUUUGUGUGUGACGGGAUCCAGAAUAAAUACAAACAUUUAUCCACCUGAA